This is a messenger RNA of Paecilomyces variotii, 1442 nucleotides long. RefSeq lists its product as hypothetical. The transcript is spliced from 3 exons. The coding region runs from base 314 to 1246 and encodes 310 amino acids. The record is from RefSeq and is a predicted model, not a curated record. NCBI's taxonomy places the organism in Eukaryota, Fungi, Ascomycota, Eurotiomycetes, Eurotiales, Thermoascaceae.
UUUCUAGCUGUAUUGGAGGUGCAGGUCCUCGCUGGGCCUUUAUUGUGUCUAUCGUCUUCCCAAGUCCGCCAGACCGACUUGUCACCUCGGUUGAACUGGCAAUGCGUUGUCAGACGCGACCAAAGUAGAGUAGCGAGAUCACGAGACCGCGACUCCAGAUAAGAUCAGCGGAUUGGAGACCGCCAUCAACCUCCUCAAGCUGCAUCCCAGCAGCUCCAGGUUAGCUUGGACCAUCGAAACCUAGACGCGUCCAGGCAAUCGAUGACAAGCGGAGCAUAGUCGGUGAUUAUCCGUUGUCCUUUUGCCUUCCAAGAUGGAUCCGCUCCCGUCGCGUUGCGCGGAGCUGGCAUCACCCAGCUAUACCAACUUCACCAUCUCUGUGGUGAUCCUGGUCGGGAUCCUGGUCUCCUACCUUCCGCAGCACUACCGUAUCAUCUCGCUGCGGAGCUCCUUUGGCAUCUCACCCUACUUUGUCCUUCUGGGUACGACUUCAGGGACGUUUGCGUUUGCCAACAUCCUGGUACUGCCAUUGAGUUCACAGGAUGUAGCCUGUUGCAAGGCAAUUAGUGGGAUAGCCUGCUUCGCCGGUCUGUUGGGGAUCUUCCAGGCUGGAGCCCAAUGGCUCUGUUUCUUCAUCAUCCUUGUUUUAUUUGUAGUCUACUUCCCGCGCGCUACCUCCGCAACCUCACCGACUCAUUCCGCCGCGACGGACCAGAGAGAACCGACACGCCGUGGAAAAACCUCACGGCUCAAUGCAGAACCGACGUACCGCACCGCCCAGAUCGUGACAUUUAUCUGUAUCUACCAUGCCAUCGUUGUUGCGAUAGUCUCGGUCGUACUCUCAUUCACGCGACCAUCCGCCCUCCAAGCAUGGGCCGACAUCAUGGGCAUCUUGGCCGCUAUUCUCGCUUCCCUCCAAUACUUCCCCCAGAUCUAUACGACUCUCCGCCUGCGACACGUGGGAAGUCUCAGUAUACCGAUGAUGUGCAUCCAGACACCUGGAAGCUUCGUGUGGGCGGCGAGUCUUGCAGCCAGAUAUGGAAUGGACGGCUGGAGCACGUGGGGAUUAUACAUCGUGACAGCGCUGCUGCAGGGCUCGUUGCUGUUCAUGGCAAUGUACUUUGAGUACAUCUCCCCCAAGGAGACUCGAGAUGACGGAGAGCAAACCCAGACCGAUGCUGCGGACGGUACACACAACCAUGGAACAGAACCCUCAGAAGAAACACCACUGUUGGAAUCCCCAUAAUAGUAUCUUUUUGGAUACCCAUCAAGAAAAAUCAGGAACAAUAUCACUUAGUAUAGAUUAUACCUUGUACCAGGCAAUCUUCUUCUACAGCACUAGUAUAGUAUACCACCGCCAAAAUCAUACCCAGUUACAGUACACGAGUAAUUCACCCAACAACCCAAGCUGGAUAUCAGCCCAUAUCCCCAUUUUCUUCGUG